GCCCGCACCAACAGGUCCUGACACCUGCCCGUGCCUCUCCUGUGCCGCCUGUCACAGGCGGUGUCACAGCUGCGACACCUGUGCCUAAAUAUAAAGCAGGAAAAACCCCCGCGAACCCGUGACUCUGAUUUUGAGCAAUAAUCCUGGGUUUUAUUUGAGGCUGGAUUCCGGCAGCACUGAGGUAUUUCAGUUCGGUCACUUGGCUGCCGCCCCAGGACUCAGAGUUGCGUUUCUGGCCAAUCCCUUGGCGUGAAUAUUUCUAUGGCAGCACCUUCCUCCUAUUUAUAUACAAAAAGGCUGGAAGUAAAACCUUGGUUUUUUCCCACCCUCUGGACCAUGCCCUGAGCUGUUCUCAGGAACCAUAACUGACCUUGCUUUAUUUGUUCUCUUGGGCUUAUCUUGCACAGAUCGAUAGACCCGUGCCUUGGCUUUCACCUUCUGCCUUUGUCACGGCCUGGCUGUGCCUCGCUCUUUCCCGAACGCCCCUUUCCCUCUGUUUUUGACAAUGUGUGCGCUCCUCAUGCUCUGUUUUGAGCAGUUCCCCGGUGAUUACACAGUGACUGAAGGGAAAACCACCCCUGAGCUCAGGAGUGAUUUUCAAACCUCAUGUUGUGUGACCUCCGAGCCGUACAAUCCACGCGCUGUUCCUGUUAAACUCCUGUAAACAAGCGCUGCCUUUCCAGCCCUGAUCACUCCCAGCUGCCUUCCAGCAUGGAACCCUGAACCGAGCAAUUAACAGGCAGCCCUCACAAAAAUAGCUUUUAAACAUAUGCAAGCCCAGCAAUCCCCUUGGGACUGGAGAAGGCCGGGGUGUGCUUUUCCCCAGAUUCCUGCACUGCUCCCAUCCCACAGCUAUGGGCUGGGGAUCAGUGUCAGGACAGAACCGUCCUGUUUCCCCCUUGGAGACAGCAUGGCUUCGUGGAGCCAAGGAAAAACAAGUGUUGCUAAAUUUAAGCCUCAAGCUAAACCUCAGGUUCCUAUAGAACCAGUUUCGUGUCCCGGCUGUUGCAGCUGUCUCGCUGCCGCUGUGUUUUCAGCUGGUUCAAAUGUCCCCGAGGAUGGAAGAGCCUGGGCACUCACAGCUUUGGCUCAUGCUGAUCCACUUACUGCUGUUUAAAGGGUACCAGGUAAUCGUGUUGAUAUAACAUUUUUAACGUUUUCACUCUUUGUCUGCUCACCGAACAGUUUUGUAUCUGAAAAAAAAAAAAUCACAAAAAAUUCUGGAGUAUUUUAAGGUGAUGAAAGAACUUCGCAGAAUUGAUGUUAUUGGGAGGUUUCCCUGAAAAAGUACAAAGGUGGACGAAAAUUGCUACAGGAAUUUAAAAAAAGGCCAUAGCAGAUUGUGGGAGGAGACCACAAAGUAUUUCCAGACUAGCACAGGAGUGGGGUAGAACCCUCAAAUCCCCUUCUCUCAAAUAAAGAUUAAGAAUUCCUGUUCUAUUUUUGCAGGUAAUCUUAUGAAUGAAAGAGCUGAACAGAUUGUUCAUGAAUUCUUGAGGGCACCUAGGUUGAAGCAGUGGAGAGAAUGGAGCCGUGGAGAUGUCCCGGAGGAGCCCUUUUGCCUCCUGGCUCUGUGCCAUGCUCCACUGCUUUGGGAGCUACAUCCUGGCUGACCUGCUGCUGGGAGAGGCUCCCGUCGCCUACUUCAGCCACAACUCCAGCGUCAUCCUGGCCACAGCAGUGUGGUACCUGAUAUUCUUCUGCCCCAUGAACCUCUUCUACAAGUGUGUCAGCUUCCUGCCCGUGAAGCUGAUCCUGGUGGCCAUGAAGGAGGUGGUGCGGGUGCGCAAGAUCUCGGCCGGGGUGCACCACGCUCACCACCUGUACCACCACGGCUGGUUCGUCAUGGUGGCCACGGGGUGGCUCAAAGGUUCUGGUGUGGCCUUGAUGUCAAACUUUGAGCAGCUGCUGCGUGGGGUCUGGAAGCCUGAAACAAAUGAAAUUCUUCAUAUGUCCUUCCCUACAAAGGCCAGUCUGUAUGGCACAGUCCUCUUCACCCUGCAGCAGACCCACUGGCUCCCCAUCUCUGAAGCCAACCUCAUCUUCUUUUUCAGCAUGUUCAUGAUAGUCUGCAAGGUUUUCAUGACGGCCACUCACUCCCACGCCUCACCCUUUGCUCCUCUGGAGAACCUCCUCUGCCCUGUCCUCUUUGGCUCUGUCCCCAGCGGCCACCCAAGCCACCACCACGACCACCACGAGGUUUCCCACCCUCCUCCUCCUCCUCCUCCUGCCAAGUCCAAAGAGGAGCUGAACGAAGGCACCAGGAAAAGGAAGGCAAAGAAAGCUGAAUAAAAAAAGCGACGGCGCAGAAAAUAGGCCAAGAAAAUUCUUCCAGAGCUGAGUCUCAAAGCCACCUGUGACCUCCUUUAUGCUCCAGCCCUUCUCUCUCAGACUCCCAGAGGAGAGGGGGAAGCCAGGACACUGCCAGCUGGGUCCCUGAAUUUCAUUUUUGCUCUCUGUGCUGCUGCUUGCUUCUUGGUCUCUGCCUCUCUCUAUUCUGAUCAGGUUUUCAGGGAUUUGGAGGUUUGUGCCAGGGUGGGACGUGGGUGCCACUUCCCAAACUGGCAGCAAAUCUGAUGCAGCAUUUUCAAUUGGUGUAAAAUCUUUCACUGUGUUUAUUUAUGAAUGGUUUGUGCUCCUGCAACUCUUAAGCUCCUUGGAAUUUUCACUGACCUUCUCAGUGUCUGCCAAAACAACAAACUGUUAAGGCCACAAUGUGAAAAUCAGGUUUCAUACUCAAGGAAAUGAAAUGUUCUGGUAUGAGCCUGCUCUGGUUUAUCCCAGCUCCCACAGCUGCCAUAUCUCCACAUCAUGUGACAUUUUAAAUGCAAUAAUGACGUGGCCUUUGAGCCAAACCCUGUUCACCUCAGCUCCCUCAGGUUCUGAUGGUCAGGCCAUUGAUUUGCUCAGCCAGCCCUGUGUUUGCAGGAGCUCUGAGGCUGUGUUGGCACUGUCACCGUGCUGGGCUCUGUGUGGCAUUGCUGAGUCCCAGCCCAACCUCAAAACCUUGAACCAGGGGAGAAGCAUGGCUCUGGUUUGUUUGUGACCCUCUGGGAUGCAGGAAGAGUGUGUGUGAGUGUAAGUAUUUAUUAUUAUUUAUUUGUAAUUGCCAGGGCACCUAAGGCAAGGACCUGAAUCUGGCUUUUUUUUUUUUUGAACUUUUAGUUGUGGCCCUGAGCCCACAGCUGGUUUGGUGAUCCUGGAGUGCUCCAGGACAUCCUGAACACUCCCUGGGGGCAGGAAAAAACCUUUCCUACAUUCUUAAAUUCACAUUAAAAGGCUGAAGCAGGGCAUUUCACACCAGCUGAUGAUAAAACUACCUUAAAGGACUGAUAAAAAUCAGCUGAAAAUCCUGAUUACCUUCUGCAGGUGCCCUGGGGCCAAACUGCUGGGCUGUGGAUGCAGCUUGUGCCCAGUGAGUGAAGAACCUGAACUGCCCUGCGUGGCUCAGGAGGGCUCUGCCAGCUCGUUUGUGUUACACUGGCUUUUAGAGUAGUCCAAAGCUGUUCUUAUCACUGGUUUUCUUCUUAUCAACGGCAUCUUCCAAGGGCUGGCAUCACCCCAGGGGCAGUGGCAAACCUGGGGAUGCAGCACUGGGCAUUUUCCAUCCCUGGCACUGAGGUUUUGCUUGCUGGGAAUGGAAACGGGAUUGGAGAGAAAAGAGGGUUUGUGUGUGUGUGUCCCUGUUCAAAACUGCUGAUGGUUAAUUAAUUGAUUAAAGAUAAGAAACCCUCCUUGUGUGUGCAAGCAGGAGGAAAAGUCAGAUGUGUGGGUUUGGGGUUUGACAGUGCCUUAAUGUUGUGAGUUUCCCUCCCCUUGAGCAGAGAGCAGGAAUUCUGCUUUCAGCUCUGCUGGACCCUGAUGUGUCACGAGCAUGCACGAGACUGAAAUAAAUGUUCUACGAGGCGUCUGAUCCAAGGGGAAUUUUGUUUUAUAAAAGCUGUCAACAAAUAAAAAAAAUGGUGAAGUGAU
This is a messenger RNA of Zonotrichia leucophrys gambelii, 3972 nucleotides long. RefSeq names its product transmembrane protein 38A (gene TMEM38A). The record is from RefSeq and is a predicted model, not a curated record. The transcript is spliced from 6 exons. Gene Ontology annotation, cellular component: membrane. Bases 1540 to 2292 code for a protein of 250 amino acids. NCBI's taxonomy places the organism in Eukaryota, Metazoa, Chordata, Aves, Passeriformes, Passerellidae. Gene Ontology annotation, biological process: potassium ion transmembrane transport. Gene Ontology annotation, molecular function: identical protein binding; potassium channel activity.